CGCCAAAUACAAAUAUACCGGCAACUACGUCCGGAAUAUCAAUGUCACCAAACAACAUUAUCCUUUCAAUUGUAAACCAACUAAAAUUAUGUUCAAAUACAAAACAACUCCAAUCCCUAUACUCCUUAAUGCUAAAAAAUGGCACAACCAAAGACUGUUUCUUGAUGAACCAAUUCAUUUCCACAUGUUCUACACUUAACACCCCACAUUUUGCAUCACUUGCAUUUUCCCACAUGGAAAAUCCAAAUGUAUUUGUUUACAACUCAUUAAUAAGAGCUUUUGUUCAUUGUCACAACCCCAUUAAAGCUUUACAAUUGUACAUAGACAUGUUAAAAACUCAAAAUAUUCCAACUAGCUAUACAUUUUCAUCAGUAAUUAAAGGUUGUACUUUAGUAUGUGGUUUAAGAUUAGGUGAAUGUGUACAUGGACAAAUUUGGAAAUAUGGGUUUGAGUCUCAUGUUUUUGUACAAACUGGGAUAAUCGAUUUUUACGCGAAUUUGGGUCGAGUUGAUUUAGCUCGAUUAGUGUUCGAUGAAAUGCCUCAAAGAGAUAAUUUCGCUUGGGCUGCUAUGGUUUCAGCCCAUGUUAGUGUUGGUGAUUUGGGUUCUGCUAAAAAUUUGUUUGAUCAAAUGCCUGAGAAAAUUACUGCUGCUUAUAAUGCUAUGAUCAAUGGGUAUGCAAGAAAAGGGGAUGUCGAGUCGGCUGAAGUAUUAUUUAAGGAAAUGUCGAGGAAAGAUUUGAUCGCGUGGACGACGAUGAUUAACUGUUACUCGCAAAACAGGAAAUAUGGACUAGCUAUAGAGGUUUUUAAUGAUAUGAAGAGUGAGUUUAUCACUCCUGAUGAAGUAACGAUGACAAGUGUUAUAUCCGCUUGUGCACAUCUUGGUGCCCUGGAUAAAGGAAAGGAAAUGCAUUUUUAUGUUAUGGAAAAAGGUUUUGAUCUUGGUGUUCAUAUCGGGUCUGCAUUAAUUGACAUGUAUGCAAAAUGCGGGAGCUUGGAGAGAUCACUCUUGGUGUUUUAUAAGUUAAGGGAGAAAAACCAUUUUUGUUGGAAUUCUGUUAUCGAUGGAUUGGCUGUUCACGGUUAUGCAGAAGCAGCGUUAGCCCUUUUUGGCAAAAUGGAGAAAGAAAGGGUAAAGCCGAAUGGUGUUACUUUCGUUAGCGUUCUUACAGCUUGUACUCAUGCAGGGCUAGUUGAAAAGGGUCGAAAGAUUUUUCUAAGUAUGACUCGGGAAUACGGGAUCCGUCCUGAAAUGGAACAUUAUGGAUGCAUGGUUGAUCUAUUGUGUAAAGCCGGUUUGUUAGAGGAAGCGUUAGAUAUUAUAAGAAGUAUGAGAAUAGAACCAAAUGCUGUUAUUUGGGGUGCUUUACUUGGCGGUUGCAAGCUUCAAAAGAACUUGGAAAUUGCUCGAGUCGCUGUUGAAAAGUUGAGCGUUUUGGACCCGAACAACAGUGGCUAUUACACCCUACUAGUAAACAUGCAUGCUGAUGCAAAUAGAUGGACUGAAGUCGCGAGGAUAAGGACAAUCUUGAGAGGAUUAGGAGUAGGAAAAGAAUAUCCGGGUUCCAGUUGGAUCGAAAUAGAGAAAAAGAUUCAUCAGUUUGCUGCUUGUGAUAAUUAUCAUCACUCUUCACAGGAGAUCUAUAACUUACUAGAUGGAUUAGAUGGGCAACUUAAGCUGGCUGGUCAUGUUCAGGAGCUUGGAUUUGUUCUCUAGUGACAGGCAAAACCAUUGUUGACAGCAUAGACUUCAUAUUCAAAUUGGCUAACUCUUUUUAGCAAAAUAGAGAAAGAAAAAGUAAAGCCAAAUGGUAUUACUUUCGUCAGCGUUCUUACAGCUUGUACUCAUGCAGGGUUAGUUGAAAAGGGUCGAAAGAUUUUUCUAAGUAUGACUCAGGAAUACGACAUCCCUCCUAAAAUGGAGCAUUAUGGAUGCAUGGUUGAUCUAUUAUGUAAGGUCGGUUUGCUAGAGGAAGCAUUGGAGAUUAUAAGAAGCAUGAGAAUAGAGCUGAAUGCUGUUAUUUGGGUGCGUUACUUGGUGGUUGCAAGCUUCAGAAGAACUUGGAAAUUGCUCAAGUUGAGCGUUUUGGAGCCGAAUAACAGUGGAUACUACACUCUACUAGUGAAUAUGUGUGCUGAUGCAAAUAGAUGGAGCCGCUAGGAUCAGGGUGAUCUUGAAAGGAUUAGGAGUGGGAGUAGGAGUAGGAAAAGAGCAUCCGACUUCCAGUUGGAUCGAAAUAGAGAAAAAGAUCCAUCAGUUUGCUGCUUGUGAAUAUUAUCACCACUCUUCACAGGAGAUUUAUGCCUUACUAGAUGGAAUAGAUGGGCAACUUAAGCUGGCUGGUCAUGUUCAGGAGCUUGGAUUUGUUCUCUUAUGAGAGGGCAAAGCCAUUGUAGCAUAGUCUUCAUAGUCAAAUUGACUAAAUAUUUUGUAUUCUGUUGUAGUGGAUUUAAAGCGAGAACUGUACAUUUGAAGAGGCAAAAGAAAUGCAAAGUUGUUUUCGUCACUAUGUUCGACUAAAUUUACGUAUAUUAAUUUACUGCUUCUAACGC
This is a messenger RNA of Lycium ferocissimum, 2554 nucleotides long. RefSeq names its product pentatricopeptide repeat-containing protein At1g06143. The record is from RefSeq and is a predicted model, not a curated record. The transcript has a single exon. Lineage: Eukaryota; Viridiplantae; Streptophyta; Magnoliopsida; Solanales; Solanaceae. Gene Ontology annotation, molecular function: protein binding; RNA binding. Gene Ontology annotation, biological process: RNA modification. The coding region runs from base 42 to 1718 and encodes 558 amino acids.